Pan troglodytes (chimpanzee) is the source of this 2839-nucleotide messenger RNA. It is a transcript of the gene TRIM52, whose product is annotated as tripartite motif containing 52. The transcript is spliced from 2 exons. The record is from RefSeq and is a predicted model, not a curated record. Gene Ontology annotation, molecular function: zinc ion binding. Bases 322 to 1173 code for a protein of 283 amino acids. Lineage: Eukaryota; Metazoa; Chordata; Mammalia; Primates; Hominidae.
GGCAGGGUAGCCAGCGGCUGCAUCUGAGGCGGACGCCGCAGUGUAGGGCACACCCUGAGGGUAGCGAGAGACGUGACAGGACCGAGCAGCUGGGGGCUGCAGCCUGCUGUGUCCCCACCGAUCCCAGAGAGAGGCUGUGAGUCUGGAUCUGGGCGUUCGCACCCUGAGAGAGGGGGUCAAAGCUCCCCUGCGGCCCCGAGGAAGAAGAGCAAGGUUGAGGACCGCCUCGGGUCACCAGAGUAGUUUGGAGGCAGGCCUGCAGGCGCGUCCCCGCUCCUCAGCUCCAAGCUGACGUAUCUACACCUGCCGGCGGGCAUUGAGAUGGCUGGUUAUGCCACUACUCCCAGCCCCGUGCAGACCCUUCAGGAGGAAGCGGUGUGUGCCAUCUGCUUGGAUUACUUCAAGGACCCCGUGUCCAUCAGCUGCGGGCACAACUUCUGCCGAGGGUGUGUGACCCAGCUGUGGGGUAAGGAGGACGAGGAGGAAGAUGAAUGGGAGGAGGAGGAGGAGGACGAGGAGGCGGUGGGGGCCGUGGAUGGAUGGGACGGCUCCAUUCGAGAGGUGUCGUAUCGGGGGAAUGCUGACGAAGAGUUGUUCCAAGACCAAGAUGACGAUGAACUCUGGCUCGGUGACAGUGGUAGAACUAAUUGGGACAACGUAGACUAUAUGUGGGACGAGGAGGAAGAAGAAGAGGAAGAUCAGGACUGUUACCUAGGAGGCUUGAGACCUGACCUGAGGAUUGAUGUCUACCGAGAAGAAGAAGAAACACUGGAAGCAUACGAUGAGGACGAAGAUGAAGAGCUGUAUCCUGACAUCCACCCGCCUCCUUCCUUGCCCCUUCCAGGGCAGUUCACCUGCCCCCAGUGCCGAAAGAGCUUUACACGUCGCAGCUUUCGUCCCAACUUGCAGCUGGCCAACAUGGUCCAGAUAAUUCGCCAGAUGUGCCCCACUCCUUAUCGGGAAAACCGGAGUAAUGAUCAGGGCACGUGCUUUAAACACCAGGAAGCCCUGAAACUCUUCUGUGAGGUGGACAAAGAGGCCAUCUGUGUGGUGUGCCGAGAAUCCAGGAGCCACAAACAGCACAGCGUGCUGCCUUUGGAGGAGGUGGUUCAGGAGUACCAGAAGAUAGGGUCAACUUCUUCAGUUGAGUUAUCUGAAAGUGUUGGGCAGUGACACCAUGCCAAACACUGUUAAAUUCAUGCCAUUAAAAACAGUGGAGUGUUCUGCAAAGCCCGAUUCUCUGCAGCUUUAAGACUGGACAGUAUUGAAAUAUUCACAGGAAUCUUCCAAGCCAUGAAAGCUUAAUAUUAGACAGCCUUUUUAAUUGCAAAGGAGAAAAAAAUGGAGACACUUGUGAAACCUUGCAUUCUGAGUGCUGCCACAAAUAAAUUAAGGAAUUCCAGAAUUUCUUCAUCUACUUCUGCAGUCUUAACUCUGAAUUAAUGACUGAAUAUAUCAAACUUCAGAUCUUAAAAAACAUCAGCUCGCAAGAGGCUGAGGCAGGAGAAUGACAUGAACCUGGGAGGCGGAGCUUGCAGUAAGCCAAGACUGAGCCACUGCACUCCAGCCUGGGCAAUAGAGCAAGACUCCAUCUCAAAAAAAAAAAAAAAAAAAUCGGCUCAUCUUUUAUUGCUGUUGGUUGAGAUGAAUCUACUGAUGAAGAAAACUGUACUUUGCUUACAUUCAGAAUAAGGCUUUCAAAACUGUGGAUGUGCUGUUUUCGUGAGCCUUCUACUUGACCACCAAAGACAGUAUUUUUGCAGCUGUAUCAAAUGAACCGAGUUGGAGGAAAUUGUAUAGGAGUAUAUCUUAAUGGCACUACAGCAAACUGUGUUAAAUUUGGGUUUUUGGCAAAGAUUGAAGAAAACUGGUAUUCAAGAUGUACUGCAGCUGUCACCACCAAGCAUGAACUUUCACUGACUACCCAUAACCUACUGGAAAUCUUCAGCCUUGCUGUCAGCAUAGACCACUGUGAGAAACAGUACAUUCCAUUCCAGUCUGCCCUGCUUUUUGAUGAUCUAAAUGCCAUUCCAUGUUUUCUGUUACAUAUUGAAGUUUCUUGGUUGUCAAAGAAAAACGGAUUCUGCUGAACUUGUGGACAGAACAACCCCAAGGUUGGAAGAACAAUGAAAAAUAAUCUAUACUUGAACAUUUCAAAAGUUAAAAUUUUUAACAGAGUUUUAACACACUGAAGCUUAAAAUACAUUGACACUGAAAUGUCAAGGGGCAAACACCAAUUUCGCCGUUCAUUAUGAAAUACAUCAAACAAAACUUGCCAAAAAUACAACCAUAAAAAUAUAGCAAAUGUAUGUAUGAGCAAACUAAUGCUAAAAAUGUCUAAUUUUCUUGGCUAGUCUUUCAAGGACCAGAUUCAUGAAUGUCAUUUGAAGGGAAAAAGUGAAAUACUUGGAAUUAUUUUGAGUGAUGUGCUCCUGAGCUUGUUCUUAAAAUCUACCAGUGGUAGCUUUUGGAAAGAAUGUGUUUCAUACCAAUGUGCAGGCCUCACCGGAAGAGCUUCAAGAGGAGUUUGUGAAACUCAAGGUCUAAUGGUUUUGACUAGAAACUUCCAGGCAAAUACUGUAGAGAAACUUGGGUGUAAAAUGACUAAACAGAUGAAAAGGCUUUAUCCACUAUUCCAUUUGCUCCUUACACCUUAAAAAGCUUUUUUAUUUUUUAAUGUUUUGAUAUAUCUAGCUUUGGGGAGAAAGCAGUGCAAGAGUGUUAUUAAAAGCAGCUUGUGUUUUCUUGCACCUUUUACACCACCCAGGAAAGAAAAGUUCAGGCUUAACAGUGACAUGGCUAUCACAUCAUCUGAAUAAAUUUUUUCCUUCUAAAAUUA